Messenger RNA from Mya arenaria, 1074 nucleotides. Its product is annotated as TNF receptor-associated factor 6-A-like. The record is from RefSeq and is a predicted model, not a curated record. The transcript has 8 exons. Gene Ontology annotation, biological process: tumor necrosis factor-mediated signaling pathway; positive regulation of JNK cascade; protein K63-linked ubiquitination. Gene Ontology annotation, molecular function: zinc ion binding; tumor necrosis factor receptor binding; ubiquitin protein ligase binding. Gene Ontology annotation, cellular component: cytoplasmic side of plasma membrane; plasma membrane signaling receptor complex. NCBI's taxonomy places the organism in Eukaryota, Metazoa, Mollusca, Bivalvia, Myida, Myidae. Bases 1 to 1074 code for a protein of 357 amino acids.
AUGGCCAGCUCUCAGUCUGACACGGAUGGUGUACUAGGUUACGCAGCAAUAUUUGAUGGGGAAGCAGACAGGAAGUAUCUAUGUCCAAUAUGCCUCGUCGUGAUGCGGGAUGCCGUGCAGACAUCUUGUGGUCAUCGAUUCUGCAGGGUUUGCAUCCUUAAAGUUGCUGGUGGCAAUCCCCUCUGCAAAUGUCCAGUUGACAACACCUACUUUGACUUUGAUGAUGAGAUGUUUCCUGACAUUGCCAUACAACGAGAGAUUUUGUCGUUGCCGGUCAAGUGUAACCAGGUGGCUGAAGGAUGCCCCUGGGUAGGGGAAUUGAGAAAUCUCGAGACCCACCUUGAAGGUUGUGACUACAUUGAGAUAGAGUGUGAGUUUGGCUGUUCCCGAGGACGCUUGCUGCGGAGGGACGUAGAUCUGCACAAGGAGACGUGCGACAAGCGUCCCACCAUAUGUACACAUUGCAGUGAUCAGAUGCCAUACAGUGAAAUCACACGUCACCAGUUAUUGGAGUGUGACAAGCUGCCAUUGAAUUGUACGCAGUGCGGUCGAGCGGGGAUCAUGCGGGGUCGUAUACAGUGUCACCUUGACAACGACUGCGCUCAUGCCAUUGUUAAUUGUCAGUUCUGGAAGUAUGGCUGCAAGGUCAAGGAGAAACGAAUGAACAUAUUUGAACAUGACACACAGUCGGCCAGUAGGCAUAUCAAACUCCUGGAAAAGCAUGUAAGCAUGCAAGACCAAACUAUCGAGGACCUGAAGAACCGUAUGAAGUCCAUCUGCAGAACCGCUAUCGAUACAAAUUUUGAGAUGUCACUCAAAAUAUCAAAGCUACAGGAUUGCUGCUAUAUGGGUCGAUUGCAGUGGAAAAUCGAGGUUGUACCUGGGGAAAACAAGUAUCGAAGUCCUUCAUUUUAUACCGGUUACCCUGGAUACAAGCUUCACCUGUCUUUGGAAAAGAAGGGUCACAUUGAACAAGAUCAGGCCUAUGCAUCGCUGUUCGUAAUUCUUGAAUCAGGGCAGUUUGAUAAUGAUCUGUUUUUCCCGCUUAAUGCGGUUUGCAAGGAUCCAACAUGA